AUGCAAACAACUGUCAAGACCCAUCAACUGAUUCACGCCGGUUGGAUGAUCGAAAGAGAGACUAGUACAGAAGGCCCGAAGGGAGGCAUUCUGGGUGACAAGAUGGGACUUGGCAAGACCGUUUGCGCCUUGGUGAACAUGGUUCUUGCAAAGAGGUUUUCCUGCCCCGACGAGCCGAAGACCAAUCUCGUAGUUGUUCUCACAACGUUGCGAGACCAAUGGAUGAAUGAGGCGGCCAUGCACACCGUCGAAUCAACUUCAGACAAUCCUGCGGGUCUUGGUCAAAUUCAUGCCUUCAAUCCCAAGACUGGUUUUGAUACUGAGAUGCGACAAUUUCGAAAGGCUGAUGUGGUUUUUAUCACAUACCCAGAGCUCUGCAGCGCAUCCAAGAAUGUCAGAUAUCCACCCGAUCUGUCUGACGAGGAAAAAGAUGAGUACUUUGAAGAACACAUUCGACCAGGACUCCCGGCAAUAUUUCAAUACAAAUUUCGUGCUGUCUAUCUUGAUGAAGGGCAUCAGAUUCGUAACGGUAACACAGGAGCCGCAAUGGCAUGCCAAAAGCUCAUGAGUGAAUUCCGUUGGGUCCUUACCGGCACACCUAUGACCAACGAUCCGGCAGAUCUACAUUCUGUUUUCAAGUUCAUUCGCCAUCCCAAGGUUUUCAAGCUCACCCUCAAAGAGUUCAACGUUUAUUACAGAGGCAGCGGCUCGAAGCGCGGAACGACACUCGUAUUUGAAUCCACGAGAUCUUGGACAUACGAAGACGAACUAUUCGGUCAUAUGUUGACUAAUAUACCGAAACCAAUGUUUUUCGAUCUGUGCAAAGAUCUUUCGGUGCCAGAAAGAAUCAUAUACUCGACCGUGCGUCAACGCCUGGAGCAGCUUGCGGUGGAUAGAUCCAAAGAUCCCAACGCUACUAAGGCGCACAAAUUUGUUGAUGGACUGCUCAUGCGUUUGAGACAGAUGACAGGUCAUGUGCUUCUGAUCUACCCUGCCAUUUUCAGACAGCUGACAGAUGAGGACGUGGAUACUAUCGACAGAACGAUAUGCGAAUACGCUAAACAGACCCCGGACCCACACGCAAAUGACUACAUUGAAGCUGUACGUGAGCUCCAGAAAGGCAACGCUUGUGUGGCAUGCGAGCUACGAGCAUAUGAUCUCCAAUGGGCAGCAUGCGGCCAUGCUUAUUGCCAUGACUGUCUUGGAGAUGAAGAGGAUUACUUCGCAGAGAAAGACAAAAGAUGCAGCCUUUGUCAGCGCCCUGUCUAUCCACUAGUCGACGAAGCCGAGCACGAAAAGAACGAGAAGCCAAGGUGGCUGAACAAGAGCGGUAAAGUCAUUCCCUCGACCAAAUCUGCCGAAGUUGUCAACUUGAUCAAAACUUGGCGGGAUCCCAUAACCGGAGAUCCCAGUGCCAAAGUUGUUGUUUUCACCACGUUCAAGGAUGCGCUCAAGCUUUUAGCAGAUACUUUCAAAGAACAGAAGUGGAGAUUCAGUAUGCUGAGAGCAGACAUGAAACCUCACGAGAGAACGGCAAGUAUGAAGAAAUUCAAUGAGGAUCCCAAAACCUUCAUCAUGCUGGCCACAAACGGAGUCGGAGGCGCUGGUUUGAAUAUGACGGCUGCAGGAUAUCUCAUCAACUAUGAUCAAUACUUCAACGAAUCAACGGAACUCCAAGCUAUCGGCAGAAUUGUCCGUAUGGGCCAAACGAGGCAAGCUACGAUAGUUUCUCUCACAGCCACGGGAACAGUUGACGAGCAUCUCAAAAACAUCAGAUGCCGAAAAACCAUAGUCAUCAAGAGAGUCGAGAAAGCAUCCAAGAGGAAGACCAUGGAGGCUCUUCUCAAACUGUUUGAAGAAACAAAGAACGACAGUGCUCUCUCAGAAUCGGAAUGGCAAGGAAUUGAACACGGAGAUGAUGUGCUUUGA
Molecule: messenger RNA, 1929 nt
Organism: Aureobasidium melanogenum CBS 110374
Lineage: Eukaryota; Fungi; Ascomycota; Dothideomycetes; Dothideales; Saccotheciaceae
Product: P-loop containing nucleoside triphosphate hydrolase protein
Exons: 3
Coding region: 1-1929 (642 amino acids)
Molecular function (GO): ATP-dependent chromatin remodeler activity; ATP binding
Source: RefSeq, a predicted model, not a curated record